Molecule: messenger RNA, 392 nt
Organism: Paramecium sonneborni
Lineage: Eukaryota; Ciliophora; Oligohymenophorea; Peniculida; Parameciidae
Source: the annotation of a GenBank genome assembly
AUGAAUUAAUUGAACGAUCACAUCAACAAUCAAUUUUUCUCUAUUUAUGGAAAUACUAUCUCUUGUAUUAAUUUUUAUCUAUUAUAGAAUGUCCUAACUAUGAUUCAAAGAUAAAUUAUCUUUUAGAGUCAAGAAAAAUAUUUUUAUUUAAUUAAGUAUUACAACAAAAAAUUCAGUUUAUCAAAGAUUAAAAUACUUUAUUGGAUUUAUAAUUAGUUCAUUCAAAAAAAAAAUAGAGAAGGAAAGCUACAGAAAUUUCUAAAACAUAUAAAUGUUCUUAAUGUGAAAAAUCAUAUGGUUCAGAAGCAUCCUUAAAUCUUCACUGUAAACUUAAACAUCCAAUAAUUGAAUCAGAAUCUAAAACAUAGAUUGAACAAAGCUUUUAAAUUUGA